This is a messenger RNA of Chironomus riparius, 398 nucleotides long. Lineage: Eukaryota; Metazoa; Arthropoda; Insecta; Diptera; Chironomidae. The record is from the annotation of a GenBank genome assembly.
UAAGUCAGUUCAAACUUUAAAGUCUAAUCGUUCAGAAGUAUUUAAAGAAUCAAAAAAAUUAAAUUAAGCAAAAUGCGUGUUGUUAUUGUUUUGGCUUUGUUGGUAUGUCUCUUCGCUAUUGCAUACGUCAAUGCAGCACCAGCACCAGCUGAUGAACAAAUCAUCAGUGAUAAUGUUGAUGCAUUCCAUCCAUCAGACGAUAGCGAAUUCAGCAAGAAGCUCAUCAAGAAGAAGCUUAUUAUUCUGAAAGUGAAGGCUUUGAAAAAAAUUCUUGGAAAGUAGGAAGCUAACCGCGUCAUUCAAUACAGUUAACAUAAGCAGCAUGACAAAUUUCAAAAUUUUACAUUUUUAAUUUUUCCGAGUUUUUCAAUAAUUUCAAUAAUGAAAAUGUUGCCAUG